Cygnus atratus (black swan) is the source of this 1413-nucleotide messenger RNA. RefSeq names its product RAR related orphan receptor B (gene RORB). The record is from RefSeq and is a predicted model, not a curated record. Lineage: Eukaryota; Metazoa; Chordata; Aves; Anseriformes; Anatidae. Gene Ontology annotation, molecular function: zinc ion binding; nuclear receptor activity; RNA polymerase II cis-regulatory region sequence-specific DNA binding. The coding region runs from base 1 to 1413 and encodes 470 amino acids. Gene Ontology annotation, biological process: regulation of transcription by RNA polymerase II. The transcript is spliced from 11 exons. Gene Ontology annotation, cellular component: nucleus.
AUGGCUAACGUGUACAAGUUUCUUAAGAAGACCCAUUCCACGCAAAUUGAAGUGAUACCAUGCAAAAUUUGUGGUGAUAAGUCCUCUGGAAUACACUAUGGAGUCAUCACAUGUGAAGGCUGCAAGGGAUUCUUUCGGAGGAGUCAGCAGAACAAUGCCUCCUACUCCUGCCCAAGGCAGAGAAACUGUUUAAUUGACAGAACCAACAGAAAUCGUUGCCAACACUGCCGACUGCAGAAAUGUCUUGCCCUGGGAAUGUCUAGAGAUGCUGUGAAAUUUGGAAGAAUGUCCAAAAAGCAGAGGGAUAGCUUGUAUGCUGAAGUGCAGAAACACCAGCAGCGAUUGCAGGAACAGCGGCAGCAGCAGAGUGGCGAGGCAGAAGCCCUUGCCAGGGUUUACAGCAACAGCAUCAGCAAUGGCUUGAGCAACCUGAAUAAUGAAACAGGCAGCACCUACUCAAAUGGGCACGUCAUCGACCUGCCAAAGUCUGAGGGUUAUUACAACGUGGAUUCUGCCCAGCCUUCUCCAGAUCAGUCUGGAUUAGACAUGACUGGAAUCAAACAGAUAAAGCAGGAACCUAUCUAUGACCUUACCUCUGUACCAAACUUGUUUACCUACAGCUCAUUCAACAAUGGGCAGUUAGCUCCGGGGAUAUCCAUGACUGAAAUAGAUCGAAUUGCACAGAAUAUCAUUAAAUCUCAUUUGGAGACUUGCCAAUAUACAAUGGAGGAACUACACCAGCUAGCAUGGCAGACCCACACGUAUGAAGAAAUUAAGGUUUAUCAGAGCAAGACCAGAGAAGCUCUGUGGCAACAGUGUGCCAUUCAGAUCACACACGCUAUCCAGUACGUUGUGGAGUUUGCGAAGCGGAUAACAGGUUUCAUGGAGCUCUGCCAGAAUGACCAAAUUCUUCUCCUUAAGUCAGGCUGCUUGGAAGUUGUUUUGGUGAGAAUGUGCCGUGCCUUCAACCCACUCAACAAUACUGUUUUGUUUGAGGGAAAGUAUGGAGGGAUGCAAAUGUUUAAAGCCUUGGGUUCUGAUGAUCUGGUGAAUGAAGCAUUUGACUUUGCAAAGAAUUUAUGUUCCUUACAGCUGACUGAGGAGGAGAUUGCCUUGUUUUCAUCUGCAGUUCUGAUAUCACCAGAUCGAGCCUGGUUAAUAGAGCCAAGGAAGGUCCAGAAGCUUCAGGAAAAAAUAUACUUUGCACUUCAGCAUGUGAUCCAGAAGAACCAUCUUGAUGAUGAGACUUUGACGAAGUUAAUAGCCAAGAUACCAACCAUUACUGCACUUUGCAACUUGCACGGAGAGAAACUACAGGUAUUUAAACAGUCUCAUCCAGAUAUAGUGAACACACUGUUUCCUCCCUUAUAUAAGGAGCUUUUCAAUCCAGACUCAACCACUGGCUGCAAGUGA